Ectocarpus sp. CCAP 1310/34 is the source of this 2202-nucleotide messenger RNA. The record is from the annotation of a GenBank genome assembly. NCBI's taxonomy places the organism in Eukaryota, Phaeophyceae, Ectocarpales, Ectocarpaceae.
GCUCGAAGAAAUCUAGAAAGAUCGCGACAUGCGAGGACUGUACCAACACCUCAAGAGAUCAGUGGGCCUCAGCGGGAGAAAAGCGGGGGGACAGCAGUUCGUCGCGGAUGAGAACGGCGUACUGCUCCGGAACAGGGACGACAUCCUCCAGCGGUGGGCGAAAUUCUUCAGCACCCUACUCGACACCAAAUCCCCCACCCUGAACCCAGACAUCAUCGAACGAGUGACGCAGCGGCCAGCGACACGUGACACUCAACGGUUGGGAGAUGUGCCAGAACUCGAGGAGGUGGCACGGGCAACGAAAGGCCUCAAGAACUGGAAGGCACCCGGCCAUGACUCCCUCCCUGCCGAGUUGCUCAAGAUCGAUGACGACGAACCCUUCGUCCUGGGACACCUCCAUACCAUCCUUGUCAAGGUGUGGAACGGAGGAGAUAUUCCGCGAGAGUGGAAGGAUGCAACCAUCAAGGUGCUGUACAAGCAGGGUGACCGGUCCAACUGUAACAACUACAGGGGGAUUUCGCUACUAUCUCACGUAGGCAAGGUCCCCAUCAAGAUCAUCACCAACCGUCUAAGCGCCUUCUGCGAAGCCAACAACAUCCUCCCGGAGGAACAGUGCGGAUGUCGACCCGGGCGAUCCACCGUCGACAUGCUGUUCGUCGUGCGCCGCCUCCAGGAGCUGGGGCGGAGAAAGAAAAUACCGCUCUACAUGUGCUUCGUCGACUUGAACAAGGCGUAUGAUUCGGUGGACCGAGAGAUGGUAUGGAAGGUGCUGGCCAGGGCCGGGAUUCCCGCGAAGCUGAUCGAAGUCAUCCGCCAAUUCCACGAUGGAAUGCGGGCCCGGGCGGGCAUGGACGACGGAGAACUAUCGGACUGGUUCUUCGUGACACAGGGCGCGGGACAAGGAUGUGUGCUAUCCCCACUGCUGUUCAACAUCUUCUUCGCCGAGGUCCUCGAGGUCGUUGUCAUCCGAUUCAGCGAGGAUGAUGUUGUUCUGCGGAGCCUGGUGUGCUUGGAGGAGGGGAAGACGGAAGCGGGGGGGGGGGAGGAGACACCCCUUGACCGAGUACGGAGGGCAGUAUGGGGGAUGUCGUAUGCCGAUGAUGCCGGCGUCGUAUCGAGGUCUGCAGAAGGACUGGCGAGAAUGAUGACCAUCAUCGUUGAGGUGUUCGGGGAGUUCGGGCUAACGGUGUCGGAGAAGAAGACGGAGACGCUCCUGAUGCGCGCAAAGGACAAGCCGACUACAAUAUCACAGACCGCCCCGCCUCCACCACUGACCAUCAAAGCCGCGGGACAAAAAUACGCCCAGACGACCGAGUUCCGGUACCUCGGGGGCCUCGUCAACGAACAUGGCGACCUCACCCGGGAGAUCAACUACAGGAGCAGAGGAGCGUGGGCGUGCCUCAGGCGAUAUGGCCGGGAGCUCUUCGACAGACCGCAAGCGCCAUCCCGACUCAAGAUCCGCCUGCUCCAGGCGGAGGCGAUGGAGGCACUGCUGUACGGCUGCAUGACAUGGUCACCACUCAGCCGCCACUAUCAGACGCUGCGGUCGAUACACCACCGACUGCUCCUUCGAGUUAUCGGGUACAAGCGCAAGAAAGACACCUACCGGCAGCUCUCUUACGCCCAGACGCUGAAGAGGUUCGAAUGCCAGAGCGUUGAAGCCACGAUCCGACAACGACGCCUACUGUUCGCGGGAGCAUUGGCAAGGCAGCCGGACGGGCGACUCCCGAAACGACUGAUGUUCGGCGAACUGGCAGGGGGAGAGAAGCGACGUAGAGGGGGACAGGAACAAAACUGGCCGAAGUGUGUGCUCGACGACCUGAAUGCAUUCGGGGCCGACCACGGAUCUACGAAAACCGAUCCAUGUUGUCUCGGAAUCCCGGAAACGAAAGACACGGCACCGAAGUUACAGUGGACGGAAGCCGCGAAAGUGGAGGGGGGAGUACCCUGGCAUGCGGCGGUGCUGCAGGGAGCUGAGAGGUUCAUGACCUCCUGGCACGAGAAGGAAGAAGAGGCCAGCCGACAACGGGCGCUCAAACGAAACCACAAGCCACCAACCCAAGGGUGGGGCGGUAUGGGGGCAGGAGACGGACGAGACGGCGAGGGAAGAAAGCAAACGAGAAGAGACGGACCGAGUGGCGCGAUACGCGCCGAGUUGAAUUUCUUUUUGCCAAUUCCCCCCCCCCCAACGCUGCACCAUUA